AUGGAACCAAAAGGUUUUGCUCCUAUUGCUUCAAUCAAUAAACCCUUCAAGUUUCAGGCUGCCUGGCUAACCCAUGACAACUUCCGUGUUUUUCUGGAGAGUAAAUGGGUUAAAUCGAGUCCCUUAGUACCGCUAUUGAAAAAAGUUGGAAAUGAUCUGCAAGAGUGGAAUAGAGAAGUAUUCCACAAUAUUUUUAAGAAAAAGAGAAAUUUGCUUGCUCGAAUCACAAGGGUCCAAAAAUCAUUAGCAGAGCAAAGAUCGAGAGACCUCAUUAAGCUUGAGUCAAAACUUUGUAAAGAACUUGAUGAGGUACUUGAGCAAGAAGAACUUCUUUGGUAUCAAAGAUCAAGAAUAGAAUGGAUUCGUGAUGGGGAUCGUAAUACAUCGUUCUUUCACCUUAGCACCAUUUCUAGACGUUGGAGGAACAACAUUACUACCAUUGAAGAUAUUAAUAGUGGUGAAUGGAUGUUCGAGAAGGAUAAAAUCCAACAACACAUAGUCUCAUAUUUCCAAAACCUGUUUACAGCAGAAGAACAACAAGCUCUCGGCCCUUUGCCAACUAGAAUUUUUCCGGACUUUACUCAGAGGGAUUGGAACUGCUUAUCGAAACCCUUUGCAAAGUGUGAGGUUGAAAGGGUUGUUUUUGAAAUGGGCUCGAUGAAAGCUCCGGUUCCGGACGGUUUUCAGGCUUUAUUUUUUCGGAAGCACUGGGAUUUAGUAGCUGAGAAUGUGUAUAAAAUUGCUCUUGAUGCAUUGAAUGGGAAAGGUUUUCCAGAAAAUCUAAAUGAGACAUUUAUUGUUCUUAUCCCUAAAGUUGAUACUCCAGAGUUUGCAACGCAAUUUUGA
Molecule: messenger RNA, 846 nt
Organism: Chenopodium quinoa (quinoa)
Lineage: Eukaryota; Viridiplantae; Streptophyta; Magnoliopsida; Caryophyllales; Amaranthaceae
Exons: 1
Coding region: 1-846 (281 amino acids)
Source: RefSeq, a predicted model, not a curated record